Messenger RNA from Cuscuta campestris, 2533 nucleotides. The record is from the annotation of a GenBank genome assembly. Lineage: Eukaryota; Viridiplantae; Streptophyta; Magnoliopsida; Solanales; Convolvulaceae.
AAAUAAGUAAAAGAAAGAAAUUUGUAUGGAAAAAAUAUAAAUUUUCUUUCUUGAAAAUGUGUCAUAUAAAACAACAUUAUAUAAAAAAAAGUAACAUUAGUGCAUUAUAUAUCUUAAGUAACAUUAGUGCAUCUAGUUCACUUCCUCUCUCUAGCAUGUCGUGGCGACGAGGAAGGCAGAGGAAGAAGUUAACUCCGAACACCACACCUUCUGGCGUUUCGAGUGAAAAGGCACAAGAAACUGGUAAGAGGAAAGAAGGCAAAGUUCCUGGGAAAGAGAUAUCCUCCUCGCAGCCCAAUCUGGAGGCGAUGAAAGAUCCGACCCAGGAUACACCGGAAGGGUCCACCCCUCCCACUUACGCUGAAAUUGCAGCUGGAAAUGCAAAUAUAGAGACCUCACUUCAGUUAAUCCCAACGAUUGAGCAAUGGAAGCCUGGGCUAAAGAUCAAUACUGAGGAUUUAACUGACAUCCCAAUAUGGGUUCAGUUCACUAACUUAGAUGUGAAGUAUUGGAGCCUCUCUGGAUUAAGCAAACUGGGUAGCCUCAUUGGUAAACUAAUUAAGAGAGAUAAAGCUACAACAAAGAUCUCUAAAUUUGCAUAUGCCAGAAUCUUGGUUGAAGUUAAGGUGCAUCAGAAUUUUCCCCAAGAGAUUGCGUUCCUAGAUGAAGCAGGUAUUGCUGUGUCCCAGAGGGUUGAAUAUGAGUGGAAACUUGAUGAUUUAAAGGAUUUUUGUGUGACUUUUGUGUAUGGUCAGAAUGAGGCAGCCAAGAGAUGUGCCCUGUGGAAUGACAUAGAGAAUAUUGCAGCUUCAUGUGACCUCCCAUGGUGCAUAAUUGGAGAUUUCAAUAGUGUUUUGGAUAUGAAUGACAGAAUUGGUGGCAGCCCAGUUUCUUGGGAUGAAACUAGAGAUUUCAAACAAUGUAUUCAAAAGUGUGGUUUAGAAGAAAUUCCCAGUGAGGACUCCAGGUAUACAUGGUCCAACAGACAAGGGCUAGGCAAAAGAAUUUAUUCAAAGAUUGAUAGGACUUUAGCAAAUGUUGAGUGGUUUCUUAUGUUUGACACAAAACUCAGUAUUCAAGAGGAAGGAUUGUCUGACCAUACUCCACUAAUCCUUAAGGACUGCACUGUUAGAAGAGGGAACUACUCAUUUAAAUUUUGUGAUAUGUGGAUGCUUGAUCCCCAAUUCUCAGAGAUUGUUGAAAGCAUCUGGAAUCUUAAAGUUGUGGGGAGAUACAGCUAUCAGUUAAUUUCAAAACUCAAAUCACUAAAGCCUCUUCUUAGAGGUUUGAAUAAGAACAAAUUCUCUCAGAUUCACCAACAAUGUAACCUGUUGAGGGAGCAACUUUUCCAGGUUCAAGAGGAAAUCAAGAAGAAUCUAAGAAAAGAGAAACUUAUCAUCAAGGAGCUGGAAAUAACCAAAGAUCUAAACUGGAAAUUGAAGGCAGCUAGAUUAAUGAAGUCCCAACGGGUUAAACCUGAAUGGAUCCAUGAAGGGGAUGCCAACUCUAAACUCUUCUUUGCCUGGGUUAAAAAGAGAAGAUUAAUGAACCAUAUCAGCUUUAUCAAAAAUUCCAGAGGACAAAUGGUGGAAGGGAAAAAUGAGAUUGCCAAAGUUUUAAUAGAUCAUUUCCAAAAUCUGCUGGGGAAAACAGAUAGCACAGAGGAUAUCAAUGAGAAUAUUAUUGCUGAAGGUAAGGUCCUCUUUAUAGAACAACAACUUCAACUGAUAGCUCCUGUCACUAUAGAAGAGAUCAAGAAACAAAUGUUUGACAUUCCUAAUAGCAAGAGCCCCGGCCCAGAUGGUUUUAGUAGUGGUUUUUUCAAACAACAAUGGAAAGUUGUGUGUGAUCUAGUCUCUAAAACAGUUCUGGAGUUCUUUAAAAACGGGCACACCCUCCAACAGAUCAACCAUACAAAUUUAUGCCUUAUUCCUAAGGUCAACAGUCCUGAGAAGUCCAGUGAUUUCAGACCCAUAGCAUGCUACAAUGUCAUUUAUAAGGUAUCUGGGGGCCCUCGUAUUGGUGAAAAGGAAUGUGACCUGCUAGUGGAGAAGCUAACAACAAAGAUUUCCUCUUGGGUUACAAAACACCUUUCUUAUGCAGGGAGAGUGAGAUUAAUCAACUCAGUUUUGUAUGGAGUUGUGUUCUUCUGUAGCAGAAUUUUUCUCUUGCCAAACAAGGUGAUGAAGAAGAUAAUGGCCCUAUGCAGGAACUUCCUAUGGAGCUCCACUCCUGACUAUAAGAAAUGCCCUCUAAUCAGCUGGGAUGAUGUUUGUCUACCUAAACAGGAGGGUGGUUUGGGAUUGAAAAACCUAUUACUGUGGAACCAAGCUUGUACUAUGAAACUCAUGUGGGAUGUGGCUAAGAAGAAGGACUCUUUAUGGGUCAAAUGGGUUCACGGCAGAUAUCUUAAACACUGUACCAUUUAGGAGUACACAUCCAAGCCGGAUGACUGUUUUUAUUGGAAAAAGCUGAUCAAGAAUGGUAAGCUUUUCAGAGGCAUGAACAUCAUGAAUGAAUACAAUGUAAAGGA